Messenger RNA from Oncorhynchus tshawytscha (Chinook salmon), 774 nucleotides. Its product is annotated as epsin-2-like. The transcript is spliced from 5 exons. The coding region runs from base 216 to 497 and encodes 93 amino acids. The record is from RefSeq and is a predicted model, not a curated record. Lineage: Eukaryota; Metazoa; Chordata; Actinopteri; Salmoniformes; Salmonidae.
UGUGUGGUGUGUGUGUGUAGUUUAGCAGUCAUAAUGUCGUCUGUUUGAUCUCUCUAGUCUAGUACUACAGUGUCCGUUCUGCUGAGGCAUGUCUAACGUCUGUGUGUCUGGUGUGUGUGUGUGUAGCCACGUCUCCGGUUCCAGGCUCAGAGUUGGAACAGGCCCGCCCCCAGACCAGCGGAGAGGAGGAGCUACAGCUGCAGCUAGCCCUGGCCAUGAGCAGAGAGGCUGCUGAACAGGAGGACAGGAUGCGUCGGGGAGAUGACCUGAGACUCCAGAUGGCACUCGAGGAGAGUCGUAAAGGAAAAGCCCUCGGUGACACCGGCUCUGGAAAACUAGCCAAGAAGAAGAGAGAGGCCCAGUCCUCUCUGUUGGAUCUGAUGGAUGUUCGAAUCGGACUCGGCCGACCCCUGGGGGCGAGAGGAGGAGGAGGCGCUGCCGCCGCACCAGACCCUGGCAGGCCUACGGUGCAGCCCCAAAGCCAGUGGCUCCAGUAGACCCCUGGGGGCCCCCGUCCUCCUCUGUUUCCCCCAUGAAGAGCAGUGAUCCCUGGGGAACCAACCCUGCUCCCGACCCCUGGAGUUCUGGAGGAACCUCCUACGCAGGUGAUGGUCGGGGUCUCUCCUCCCUGACUAGUGGUACCGGGACCUGUUUGACCCUCUGCCCAACAGGAAGACCCCAGAGUCCUUCCUGGGUCCUAAUGCAGCAUUGGUCAACCUGGACUCACUGGUCACCAAGCCUCCUCAGCCUGCUCCUAUUGUCAACCCCUUCCUC